Molecule: messenger RNA, 1422 nt
Organism: Polistes canadensis
Lineage: Eukaryota; Metazoa; Arthropoda; Insecta; Hymenoptera; Vespidae
Exons: 2
Coding region: 1-1422 (473 amino acids)
Source: RefSeq, a predicted model, not a curated record
AUGCCUCGUUCGAGUAGUGCACGUGGUGAUGUUGAGCGCGUUAUACGGAGAUUCGAGUAUAUAAAGAAAGAAUUCGCGCAAUUUCAAAAGGCGGUGAGCGAGAUAGAUCAUACCAGCCCGCGCGAUAUAAUGAAAUUAAAGCUUAGAAUUUCCAAAGUUGAUAAGAAUGUGGCAAUAUUAGAGGAGUUGAUAGAAAAGACUUCUGGUGAAACGAUGGGAAAGCUGGUUGACGAAAUUCACAAUCAUGUCGAGUCAAUCAUCGAUGCCAAGGCGGAGACGAAAUUGAUCAUUAAUAGAGCUGAAUCGGUAGCCACCUUAGACACAAAUGUGCCUACUACGAAUCUACUGUCUCCAGUUAACACUACGGUUAGCAAUCCUGAAUUUCCCUCGUCUUUAAUUGCCGCGUCCGAUGCGCUGAGCGCAAAUUAUAGGGCUUUAGUAGCGACUAAAAAAGUGUUUGUCGAUCARUUUGCUAUUGCCGCACAUCUUUCGCGAGUGGAUCCAGCAACACGGCUUCAAUGGGAACAACGGUGUUCCCGAGAUGCUUUACCGACGGUAGACGAAUUUGUGAUAUUUCUGUUAGGACUCGAGAGAAAUUUCCGCUCAAGGAAUUUAAUGCGUAACGAGCCGCGGUUAAAUUCUCCGCGAAAUUGGACGCGAAUUUCCGACCAAGGACAAGUUCAAGCGUAUUCCACAAGCGCUACUGUCUCGUGUGGCAUAUGUCGCGAGAGGCAUAACACAUCGGAGUGUGAGCAGCUACUGAGAGCCGAGCCCAAGGAGCGCAGAAGAAUCGUGGUUAACGCCCAUUUGUGUUGUAAUUGUUUAGAAGAUGGUCACCACGUAUACACAUGUAUUAAGAAUGACUGCUGCAGAAAGUGCAAGGGCAGGCAUCAUGAGUUGUUACAUGUGAGAGAGGCCGUUGCAGAAGGGGCAACGGUGGGCAUCACGAAUGGUUGCGUUCGGACUGCGUCGGCGGUGCAGAAUGCACAUGUAGWGCUCCAUCACUCGCAGGCACCCGUGCUGUUACUAACUGCAGUGGUGCCUUUGCUGGAUCGCGACGGCAGGCCGCACGAGUGUCGUGUGCUCCUGGAUUCGGGUUCCAAAGCACAUUUUUUAACGAUCCGGUUCGCGAAUCUUCUGCGAAUAGCCAAACGGGACGUGAAUGUACCCAUUUCUGGCRUAAACCAAACGGAAACUAGAGUCAAACAGGCAAUCUUAGCAACGUUGAAAUCGCGAACAGAAAAUUACGCGUUAGAAUUACAAUUCUUAUUACUACCCACUGUAACGAAUAGGUUGCCUACGCAACGAAUUCCGCAAGAAGAAUUGACUAUACCGGCAGGGAUCCAAUUGGCAGAUCCCAAGUUUUAUGAGCCCGCGAAUAUCGACGCGAUUCUCAGUGUAAGGGUUUUUGCUUCACUAUAG